This is a messenger RNA of Pocillopora verrucosa, 838 nucleotides long. Lineage: Eukaryota; Metazoa; Cnidaria; Anthozoa; Scleractinia; Pocilloporidae. The record is from RefSeq and is a predicted model, not a curated record.
AUGAAGAAGUCGAUUUUUAUCUUUGUUCUGUUACUUUUGUGUUUCAUAACACUUGCUUACGUCUCAUCACAAGGCUUUUGUGACGCAGACCAAUGCCGACAGUUGGAGUUUACCCCUGAAAAAGCAUUUGACGGCAAACGUCUUAUAAACCACGUCAUUCGCAUCGUUGAAGUUCUGACAAUGAGUUUUUGUGACAACAUAUGUUAUAUGGAACCUGACUGUGUCAGCAUUAAUGUUAAUAAACGAGUGAGCGGUCAUGGACGCCACAAAUGUGAAUUGAAUAAUGUUACUCACGAAAGACACGAACACGACUUGGAGAAGAAAGACGAUUAUUUUUAUCAUGCAGCUGAGAGCGCUUGUGUUGAUAACCCUUGCGAUAACAAUUCUACUUGUCAGAGCGGUUUUACUGACAAAGGAUAUCGCUGUUUGUGUACCACUGGAUUCAAAGGUCCAAGGUGUAAGAAAGAUAUCGAUGAGUGUGCUUUAGGAACACAAGACUGCAGUGAAAAUGCUGUUUGCAACAAUACCAAAGGUUCCUAUAACUGUUCAUGUAAACCUGGAUAUUCUGGAGAUGGACGGACUUGCCAAGAUGUAAACGAGUGUGCUGACGGAACAUCCAAUUGCAGUGCUGAUGCUGUGUGUAUCAAUACCAAAGGAUCAUAUCGCUGCAAAUGCAAAACUGGAUCUACUGGGGAUGGACGGACUUGCAAAGAUAUCGACGAGUGUGCUACAGGAAAAGCCAACUGCAGUGCUGAUGCUGUGUGCAACAAUACUAAGGGAUCGUACAACUGUGCAUGCAAAAAAGGAUACUAUGGAGAUGGAAAUAUCUGCCGUUUGG